Molecule: messenger RNA, 635 nt
Organism: Closterium sp. NIES-67
Lineage: Eukaryota; Viridiplantae; Streptophyta; Zygnematophyceae; Desmidiales; Closteriaceae
Source: the annotation of a GenBank genome assembly
GGCGUCCGACUGGCAGCAGCGCGCGGGCUGGUGGCUGCUGCACGCGGAGGCGCGGCUCGACGCGUUCCUCGAGAAUGCCGACGCCGCCACCGUCGACGCGCUGCUCGCCGCCCUCCCCAACGCCUCGCUUCCCCGCAACAGCGGCCAGGGCAGCGGGAAUGGCAGUGCGCGGGGCGCGGGGGGCGCGCGGAACGGGCAGGGCGGGAGGCGCAUGGGGCUGGGGAUGGGGCGGGAGCUGCUGAUGCGCGCAAUGGGCAAGCAGGCGGGGAAGAAGCAGGGCGGGCAGCAGCAGGGGGGAGCGCAGCAGCCGCCUGCAGGUGGCUUUUCAGGUGGAUUUCCAGGUGGCAAUGGCGGAGUGAACAGCACAGUGAGCGGGUAUGCUGUGCUGGCUGGCAGCAGCGCAGCAGGUGUGACGUGGGGCGGGCAGCUCAUGGGGGCCAAGGUGCCUGCUGCCGCUGUUGCUUGACAUCCUCCUGCCGUCCAUGUGGGGUUUGGCUUGGUACAGCUGUAACGUGAUACAAGCUCCUCAGGCUGAUGCUGCUGCUGAGCUGGGUACGGUGCUUCAAGGAAGAGCGGGAGUUGAGGGCUUCUCGUCCUCUUGCCUAGGGGCCGUGCUUUGUCUCAUGUUUGAAGUA